AUGUCUAAUAAGAAUGGGGUCUCUGAACCCGUGGUUACAGAACCCAAUUCAACUUUGGAACCAUCAACCAAAAAAAGUCAUUCGAGAAAUAGCUCUCUGACCAAUAUACCACAAUCACCAGCUUCCACUGGUAAUACCGAUAAAGAAGAUGGUUCAACCACAGAAGUUAGAGCCCAAUUUACCGACGAAAGUCUUGUUGAAAACAAUGAUAUUUCUUUACUUAAUAAGACAAAACCACAAACAUCUCCACUAUUAUCUUCAACACCACCAACCGUGGCCAAAUCUUUAAUCAAAGCAUAUCCAUAUUUGCUUAUUGUUAAUAAGAUUCUUUCAAUAGUGACCUGGACUAAUGAUGAUUAUUGGGUCAACUUGAUAAUCCUUAGUUUCUUUGCAUUUAGUGUAUUGUACUUUGAAAGUUUGGUAACUUGGUUUGGUCAUUUAAUUGUGGUUGCUAUAAUUACUUUAUAUGCUUUACUUAAUAAAAGAAUUGUGGAAGAGACCAAUUUACAUCCCACUUUAGAUGAUGUGGUUCAAGCUUUAACUACUACUUGUAUUAAAGCAGAUAUUUUGCUUACUCCAAUUACUUCACUUUCUUUAACUGUUUAUGAUAUUAAAAGAUUACUUUUCACAACCGUUUUCUUAACUCCAAUCUAUUUGAUUAUUACCUUUUUAAUGAUUACUCCAAGAACAAUCUUAUUGCUAGCAGGUAUUUACAUUUUCACUUAUCACUCAACUUACCUGAGAGUUACUCGUAAAAUGUUAUGGAAAAUUAAAUUAGCAAGACUCUUAUGUUUUUACUUAACUGGUUUGGAUUUCUCUCAAGCUAGAAAUCAUUCAUUAUUUGCAGCUGCUUUUGCUAAAGUUCAAAAAAAUAAUAACUUAAUUAAUCCUUUAAAUAAAUCAGAUGCUUCAAAUAAACCAGUUAGAUUCACUUAUGUCAUAUAUGAAAAUCAAAGACGUUGGUUAGGUAUUGGUUGGACUUCUAAUUUACUUUCUUAUGAAAGAACUCCUUGGACCGAUGAAUUCUUAAAUGAAUCUUCUUCAAUCGAAUCUUUCCAAUUACCAAAUCCUGAAAAUAAUAAAUAUUCUUUUGGUCAACAAGGCUCAAAUCAACUUUCUCUCACCGGGGCAAGAUGGAGAUGGGUAGAUAAAACUUGGAGAUUGGAUUUAACUAAUGACGGUGCCAUUACUCUACCAAAUAGUAAACGCUCUAAAACUACUGCAAAUCCAAGCUCAGAUGAAGGUUUCAUCUAUUCGGAUAAUACUUGGAAAAAACCUUCAACCGAUGACUCUUACUCUAAAUAUACUAGAAGAAGAAGAUGGAUUAGAACUGCUGAAUUGGUCUUUGAUAAUUCGGCUCCUACUACUAGUGAAAGUAUCUCUCCAACUUCUUCAAGAUUUAGUGAUGAUGCCAGUGUUUCAAGCUCUGGAAGUACUACCUCUAUCUCAGAAGAUUCUAAAUCAAGAAAAAGAAAAAGCUUAAGGUUUGCUGAACCUGAUAAACCAGAUUUACAAGACCUAUCCAUCGAUGAAAAUGGUGAAGAUGACGAAGACGUUGCUACUCUAAAAGAAUCUCAGGUCGAACCACUCGCUUCUCAACAAGCUCCUUUAUCCCAACCUCUCGAUAAAAAAGUGAGCUAA
Hyphopichia burtonii NRRL Y-1933 is the source of this 1641-nucleotide messenger RNA. Its product is annotated as peroxisome biogenesis protein. NCBI's taxonomy places the organism in Eukaryota, Fungi, Ascomycota, Pichiomycetes, Serinales, Debaryomycetaceae. The transcript has a single exon. The record is from RefSeq and is a predicted model, not a curated record. The coding region runs from base 1 to 1641 and encodes 546 amino acids. Gene Ontology annotation, biological process: peroxisome organization. Gene Ontology annotation, cellular component: peroxisomal membrane.